This is a messenger RNA of Caenorhabditis bovis, 2712 nucleotides long. NCBI's taxonomy places the organism in Eukaryota, Metazoa, Nematoda, Chromadorea, Rhabditida, Rhabditidae. The record is from the annotation of a GenBank genome assembly.
AUGCCUUCUCGACCCGAAGAACUUUUCGAGUUGGUCCAUCAAACAGUUUGCAAUACGACGAAGAAUCGCACGCGGGGAAUUUAUGAUGCCGACAAAACGCUCGAGCCGCUGCUCAAAAAAUUAGAUCAUAUGUUCGAGAACCACCCAUCAAUAUAUCAACAAACGCAGACUGGAAGAGCAAUUAUUCUAGCAACCAAGCUUCUAUUGAAUAAGAAUACGAAACGCUAUGAGAAGUGCUCAAUCGCAAAAUUCAUAAUCGGCGGUCUCAAAAUAGUACGAGGGCCGGAACAGAUGGAAAAUAUACCCGUCACUUACUUCUACCCGCAAUUUAUGCAUUUUUCCACAACUGAUUUCGAGGGCAGUCCCUCAAUGUUCCUUUAUUUAGAAGCGCUUGAGCUCACUGUUAAUAUAAUUUCACAAUCUGAGAGAUUUAUGAAAGAUUUCUAUGCGCCUACAAAUUUGCCGUUAAUAAGCAAGACGUUGGUGGAUCUUUCGACAAUUUACGCAAAUCGUAAUAAAGCUGUUGAUUUGAGAAAGAAAACGCUUGUGGUUACUUUAAAUCUUGUUCGAACCUGUCCAAGUCAACAGGUUGACGUCAUCUGCACUGUGCUUCCAGGAAUAUUGUCAAAAGUUUUCACUUUAAUCAUGAAGGACUCGCUCGAGAAUGUGGAGAUUCUCAAAAUCUGUUUGGAAAUUUUCAAUGACCUGGUGCUCAAAUGCAUUUCGGACGUCUCAUUCCAGCCAGGUGCGACGCCUCCAGUCCGACAACAGCAGCAGCUUCCCGAGAGAAUCCGCGAGAUGCUCGUUGAUCGCGGAAGUGGUCAAUGGAAGAAGCACACCGCCGAGCAUAUCAAGCUACUCACAGGCAACAUUUGCGCGAGAAUGGCGGUUCAUCCGCAACCCGACAUUCGCUUCUACCUUCUGACAAUGCUCAAAAACUUCCAUGUGCAGUGCAGCGGUGUGCUCAAAGAUUCGCUAAGCUCGACGAUCUUCGACAUCUGUCUGCACCUGAAUCGCGACAAAAUCGAAAGAAUCUCCAAUCUCACCAAUGAGCUCAUUAUGAGUGUGAAUGAGCCGUUUCGCGAGAAGCAGCUUCAACGCAAAAUGGACGAGCUCAUUUGCGAGGUGCCGGCGAACACGAGAAAACGCGGCACCGAUAUUUCGAUGAGCAUGCUCUGCUCGGUGCUCGCAUUGACAAAAAACACACUACGCGUUCUUUGCGCGUCGCGCGCGCCGCUCAUUCAACGCCUCGCGAGGAGUCUCAUCGACACUGUGAAAGUCGACUUGAGGCGCGUGAUGAUCACCAGAGAGCCGAAUUGCAAUCUCGCCGAGUAUCUCGGCAAAUUUCCGCUGCUCUUCAAUCUCAACCACAAAGACAUUCGCGACAUUUGCAAAUAUCUUGUGAACAGCGCCGGACUCGAGAUCCUCGACAUCUUCUACACCGAGAUGACGGUGGCGCCGCCUAGUCAGAAGUGCUCAGCGGCGCUGAUCAUUGCCUACCUGCUCAAUGAGUAUGACGGUCGGCCGCCCGUCGAUGACACCCCGAUUCUCAUCAUCACCGAAUAUUUCAUUGAAUGCAUUCAGGAGAUUUACGAUCAUCAAAUCAAAAAUGAUAGCGUCAUUGGAGCUGGUUUUUGCCGAUUGCCCGACGCUCACACGUGCCUGGAAAGCCUAUUGUGCGUCAAUCUGCCGACGCUUCUUCGAUUUUUGAGCAAUGAGGCGCAAAAAUCGAAAUUUGUCAUUGAUGUGCUCUAUGUGCUUCUCCUUGAAUGCACCUCGAUUCAGUGGACGGUCAUGGACGCCGCGGAAUUAGGACUGAACAUCAUGGCCAAGAGCAUUGGCAAACGCGAGUCGGACGCUCUUGAGCAUUAUGGCGGCUAUAUUGUGCACAAGGUGUCGCUGGCGUGCUCGUCGCGCACCAAUCAUCACUUCGCCGCGCCCGUCUUUCAGACAUUUCUGAAUCGUUGCGUCAGCUCGACGUUCUUCGAGCCGUCGGUUCAUAUCGUCGAGAAGCUUCUCAAGGCGCUCGAUUCGUACGGACAAGAGCACACGUUGGCGAUCCUUCAAAGCUUCCACGCGUUCAUGACGGCGUUGAAUCGAUGGUUUCCGAAUUUGAAGCCGAUCACCGUGAAGGGCGAGGAUGGUGAGCAGCAAGAGACGCCGACGCCUCAGAUGAUCAUUGCUGAGAAGAUUCUGAGCCGCACGAAGCAUUUGCUCAAUUCGCCGAAGCUUCCGAUUCGUGUGGUUUGCGUCGAUAUCAUGGAAGAAGGACUUGUCACAAUCAGCAACUAUGAGAAUAUGCUGCUGCCGAUGGUCCAUCAGAAUUGGCAAGGUCUCAUGACGAUUGUGAAAUCGCGUGAGCCGAUCGCGACCGCCUCGUGUGUCCGCGUGGUGCAGGCAAUGGCGAAAUACGCCAAAGGGUUCAUUUGUCAACGGGUGUUCAACGAAUUGUGGCCGAUACUCAAAGAAAUGGCGACGGAGGAGAUGGACAAGGGCAUGAUGGCGUACGAGGAAACCGCCGAAUUCCUAUUGGUCACCGAGAUUUUGCGAAGAUUCCCGAAAAUCGGCAAAUUGUGCGAAAUGCGACGAUCCGAGUUUGAGGCGUUGUUCAUGCCGGUUUUGGAGGCCGCCGAGCAAAAAUUGCGAUGUCGAAAAAUAUUAAAAGCAUGCACUUCGUCUCGCAACUUCAUUCAGAAAGAUUACGAUGAAUAA